Messenger RNA from Mya arenaria, 742 nucleotides. RefSeq lists its product as uncharacterized. NCBI's taxonomy places the organism in Eukaryota, Metazoa, Mollusca, Bivalvia, Myida, Myidae. The transcript is spliced from 2 exons. The record is from RefSeq and is a predicted model, not a curated record. Bases 102 to 674 code for a protein of 190 amino acids.
CAAAAUUGAUAAUAGCCCCGGGGCUAUUAUCAGUCACGUGACCGAUAAUGACCCUGCGAUUGUCCGCACGUGCAACGUGACGCAAUUUCACGUUGUUGAAGAUGGCUGACGGAGUAGACAUGGGUGAACGUACGCUCGAAAAUUUAGCCAACAGGCUACUUCAACUGGAUUCUGCCAUCGAAAAAAAUGAACAUUUCACUGAGGCACAAGCCCGGCAAUUCAUUGAAGCAAAGAAAAACAAGGCUACGGUAACAAAAACUAGGAGUGACAUGAAAAAGGUGAACGAUUGGCUGAAUGAUGACGGCGAGACCCGGCAGAUCAAAGACAUUCCACCAAAGGAGCUAGAUAUUCUUCUAUCCAGAUUCCUGCUCAGUGUCAAGAAGACCAAGCUUUCGGCAGAGGCGAAUGGCCCCGCUGCAACCAACUUCGAGCCAUCUACCCUGCGUGGCAUCUUGUCAAGUGUAAAGAGACACCUGUCCGAGAAUGAGUACGAAGGCGAUGUCAUGGGCGGAAAAGAGUUCAAACUCACACGGGACACGCUAAAAGCGAAAUGCGUGGACUUGAAAGAAAAGGGACUUGGCAACAAAAAACAGAGAGCCGAUCCCUUCACUUCCUCAGAGAUUCAACAACUCUACGAAAAGGAACUUCUUGGAGCCGGUAAGUUUGGCAGUUAAUUGAUUGUUUACAUAUCACUAAGCAACAAAGACAAGGGAGACAACUAAAGCAUAAAGAGAACGAUAUA